This is a messenger RNA of Rhodamnia argentea, 1416 nucleotides long. RefSeq names its product tRNA (guanine(9)-N1)-methyltransferase. The record is from RefSeq and is a predicted model, not a curated record. Gene Ontology annotation, molecular function: tRNA binding. The transcript is spliced from 3 exons. Gene Ontology annotation, cellular component: nucleus. Lineage: Eukaryota; Viridiplantae; Streptophyta; Magnoliopsida; Myrtales; Myrtaceae. Gene Ontology annotation, biological process: tRNA N1-guanine methylation. The coding region runs from base 95 to 1078 and encodes 327 amino acids.
GAGAAAGGGAGAGGGGCAGUUUCGUCCUCGUGACAAAGCCCUAAACCCCCGUCGGACCUGGAAGAGCUCGUCCAUGGUCGAACCUCGAAGCUAAAUGGAAGCUCUCGCUCAAGAUCAAGCCGACGUCGCGCCCCCUCCCAAAGCCCCAGAGCAGCAGCAGCAGCGACCGCUCUCCAAGAACGCCCAGAAGAGGCUCCUGAAGCAGCAGCGGUACGAGGCGAAGAAGGCGGAGAAGAAGGCGCUAUUGAAGGAGCACAAGAAGCGGGAGGCCGAGCGGAAGCGCAAGGAAUGGCAGGAGGCCCUCGAGAGCGCGACCGAGGCGGAGCGCUCGAAGCUGAUCGAGUCGAGGAGGGAGCUCCGGCGGGAGCGGAUGGAGAAGCGGUCGGAGGAGCGGGAGGGGAAGCUCCGGAGGCUCGAGGGCGCGAGAGAGAGCGGGCAGAAGAUCGUGAUCGACCUCGAGUUCGCUCACCUCAUGUCGGCUAACGAAAUCAGCAGCCUCUGCCAACAGAUUAUGUACUGCUACGCGGUGAAUGGGAGAUGCGCGUAUCCCUGUCACUUAUGGCUGACUGGAUGCGAAGGAGAAAUGGGGAGCCAGUUGCAGAGAAUACCAGGAUUUGACAAGUGGUUUGUCGAGAAGGAAGACCGAUCUUAUGUCGAGGCAUUGCAGGAUUGGAAGGAGAAUUUGGUGUACCUGACGGCUGACUCGGCGAAUGUGCUCGAUGUACUCGAUCAGAAGAAGAUUUACAUCAUUGGUGGGUUGGUGGAUCGCAACAGAUGGAAAGGACUGACCAUGAAGAAAGCAGAGGAGCAAGGGAUACAGACUGCAAAGUUGCCCAUUGGGAAUUACUUGAAGAUGUCGAGCUCCCAGGUCCUUACUGUGAACCAAGUCAUGGAGAUACUCCUCAAGUUCUUGGAGACGAAGGAUUGGAAGGAUUCCUUCUUUCAUGUGAUUCCUCAGAGAAAGCGAUGUGAAGCGGAUUCAAUCCAGCCUCAAGGCGAAGCUGAAGAGGAAGACAAUGCAGAGGACGAUCUGUCUGAGAGUAACAAGGAGCGUGUCGAAGUUCCUCCUCCUAACUGACAUAUAGAUUAGCGGUAACUCAUAUUUGGUUAAUUUCCUUACUUGCAAUUGUGAAUUGGGAAAGCCAACAAUCACAAGUUCAUUGAUGAUCAUCUGGCUCUGGCUUAGCAUUUUUGUAUCCUGCCGUCGCCCUCGUGAUCCGUCUCUGAUUUGAGGCUUUGAGGAGAUAUAUAACCUUUUGUUAUCAUCAAUGGGUUCUCUAAAUGCAUGCUGGCUUCUAAUAUGCCUUUCUUCUGGAUGGUCACAGCAAAUGCUGCUUUUGGAAUAGUGUCAUCAUGUGGAAAGUGAGCUCUUUUGCACUUCUGCCCUUGAAUACAUAACAUGGUCACCUUUUCAUC